This is a messenger RNA of Pectinophora gossypiella (pink bollworm), 1212 nucleotides long. It is a transcript of the gene itg, whose product is annotated as ITG-like peptide. Lineage: Eukaryota; Metazoa; Arthropoda; Insecta; Lepidoptera; Gelechiidae. The record is from RefSeq and is a predicted model, not a curated record. The transcript has 6 exons. The coding region runs from base 39 to 698 and encodes 219 amino acids.
GAAGUCAGUCGAGGACGGACCACGGUGGCAGAAGGACCAUGUGGCGCUUAAACAUGGCCCUAAGCGCGAUCGUGGUGCUGACAUGCCUGGCGUCGGCGCAUGCGUGGGGCGGGCUCUUCAACCGGUUCAGCUCUGACAUGUUGGCCAACCUGGGGUACGGUCGCGGGCCAUACCGCCACUACCCCUACGGACAAGUGGAGCCAGAGGAGGUAUACGCCGAGGCUCUUGAAGGCAACCGCAUUGACGACGUGAUCGACGAACCAGCUCACUGCUACUCCGCCCCCUGCGCUACCAACGGUGACUGCUGCCGAGGACUGCUCUGUUUGGAUACUGAGGAUGGUGGUCGUUGCCUCCCAGCAUUCGCAGGCAGGAAGCUUGGAGAGAUUUGCAGCCGCGAAAACCAGUGUGACGCCGGGCUGGUCUGCGAGGAAGUCGUACCAGGAGAAAUGCAUGUCUGCCGCCCGCCAUCCGCCGGUCGCAAGCAAUAUAACGAAGACUGCAACGUAUCCAGCGAGUGUGAUAUCACGCGAGGCCUCUGCUGCAUCAUGCAGCGCAGACACCGACAGAAGCCACGGAAGAGCUGCGGUUACUUCAAGGAACCCCUCGUGUGCAUCGGACCAGUAGCGACGGACCAAAUCCGCGAGUUUGUACAGCACACGGCGGGCGAGAAACGGGUCGGCGUAUACCGUCUCCAUUAAUUUUAUAAUUUAAUUUAAAAACAAAAUAUUUGCAUCGCGUGAUAUAAUUUUUUAUAAAAAUGUUUUUCAAUUUAAAAAAUUGUCAUCUAACAUAAUAUAUAUAUUUUUAUCAAGUGAGGAAAUAAAUAGGUACAAGGAAAUGGGGGUAAAUUAAGUUUCUAUAUAAAUAAAAAUAAUUUCACGCGACGGAAAUAUUUCCAGCUCUAUUAAAAUAUAUAUUACGAAAUAUUAGAAGCUUUUUAAUAAAUAUACAAUAUUUUCAAAGAAAUAUAUUGAAAAUUAAAUUGCCGAUAUAUAUUUUUUUAUUAAAUAGCUUCUAAUAUUUUCUUAUUUUAAUUUCAAAUAAACUUGAUAUUAUGUUGAUUAAAAAGAAGUUGAAAAUUGUUAGAAAAAGGAAUUGAAUUUUGAGCCAAAGUGUGAAAGAAAAGAAAAACAACAGUGUCAUUAAACAAACUACUUUUUAAUUAACAUAAUUUUCAAAAUGGAAUGAACCCAACGGAAAUAUUGCUUUGAA